CGCGUCACGCUACCAUGGCCACCGCCGUCACCUCUGCUGCAUCCGCAGCGCAGCGUGUCCUCACCACGGGGUGUCAUGAGCUGCUCCCGUCCUUCGUCAUCCCCAUGUUCACCUCCAAGACCUUCAUCCCUCUCAACAAUCCACCGAUUCCCAUCUGGGGUGCCCUCCUCCCGCCGCUCACCUACUUCCUCGCCCUCUUCUGUCUGAGCGCUGGCCCAUCCGCCUCCGCUCUCACAUUGGGUAUCAAGUACACCUUGGCCACCGUCUCUGCCAUCAGCUUCUUAGCUCUUCCCUUCAGCUUCCACGUUCCGGGAAGCGCAGUCUUCACUUAUCAAUUGGGGCUCAUCGGCUGCUUUGGGAGUGCGAGAGUUAUCGAUCUCUUCUUCUUGAGCAGGCCGAGGAUUCCCAAGAGGAUCAAAGUGCCCCAGCCCGACCAUCAGAAGCAGGGCCUCAGGAGGCCUCAUGCUGGUCAUGAACACAAAGAGAUCGAAACUCACAAAGGAGGGGCACCUGUUUAUCCUCCUGGAGACAAUCUCGGUUGGGCAUUCGAACCUCAUCCGACGGGGCUAGGGUCGAGGCUGUGGUGGUCGCUAGACCUCAUGAUCUCCAUGCGCGGCAUAGGCUGGGACUUCGCCUCGGCUGAUGUCCGUCACGACAUCAGUCCCUGGCAACCUCCCUCGUCCCGGCAAGUCAACAUGGCCAUCUUCCGCCUCAUCCCGGCCCUCGGAAUCGCCAUCAUCGUGACUCGCUCGAUGCUGGCCCGUCUGGGCGGUCAGCCAAUCGAGUCUCCCCUGGUGCACACCAGCCCCUCAAUCGUGGACCUGCCUGCUCCCUUGAGGCCCCUUCUAGUCCUUGCUACGGGUGCGUCCCUCUUCACUCUCUUCGAUGCAGGGUACACCCUCGUCUCCGCUGCAGCGAUGCCUAUCUUGUCGAGCAUCUCAAAUGUCAGAAAGCGAAGUCUACACAACAUCGACUUCUACCCCCUUCUCAACCCACUCAAGCUCACGGAGAUCUGCUCCGUGAGGUCGUUCUGGUCAAAAGCAUGGCAUCGACUGUUCCACAGGGCCUUUCUCAUCUAUGGAAUCUUGCCAUUCCAGAAUUUGGCUCUCCUUCUCUUCCCCGUCAAGGACGUGGGCCUGCUUGCACCGUCUCAGCAUCCCGAUCCGGCGCGACUGCUGCCAAAGGGCACGCACGAUUGGGCAAAGGUGAUGGGCGCCUUUUGCGCAAGCGGCAUGGUUCACGCCAUCAGUGAAAGGGCGGCUCUGGGUGGUAGGCUGGCGCUGCCGCCUAACAAUUUCUGGCUACAGGCUGGCUGGGCUACCGGCGGCCAUGCUGGUUCGGUGAUGCCUGACCUCGCGUCAGCCAAGGGCCUCGCAGGGAAUGAUGGCGGAGCGAGGUGGAGCUUCAGUAGAAUCGUACCGCCCAUCUCCGGGGCAGGGGAGUUCAGCUUCUUCUUCCUCAAUGGAGUGGCGGUGCUCAUUGAGGGGGCGGUAUGGGCUUUCGUGAAGGAGAGGAGAAGGAGGGCGGCGAUGCAGAGGCGUACGAGUGGGCAGGACCAGCAGCUGCAGCAGCAGGCAGAGGCUGUCACUUCGACCGGCAGCUCAGCGCCGGGGACUCCUCGGCGCCGCAGUGCUCGAGUGGCCAAAGCCGCUACCGCCGCCUUGGACGACUCAGAGGACGACGUCAAGCAUCCUGGCACUCCACCCGUCGUGACUCGCUCGUCAGCCAGCAUCGAUGACGCCGAGCUCACCCGCUGGUACGACAGGUACGUCGGCUUGAUCUGGGCGGUCUCCGUUCUCCUCACGACGGGUGAGACCUUCGUCGAUGGAUGGAUCAAGAGUGGCAUCCUCGCAGAAAUCUCGUACUUCCCGCAUUGAGAUAUCGUUGCGGGCCGUGACGAGCGCAGGGCGUGGGUAGAAGGGUGAAGGCGGCAGCAAAGCGAGCAACGGCGAGUGAUUGGACGGAGGUAUGAAAGUAGCAGAAUAUUGCAGGACCUUGUAGCAUAGCACCGGCGCCUCCUAGCAACAGGAGAGUCUCUCCCUCUUUAAGCAAUCGCAUUCAGUCUCCUCACCUCCGCAACAAUGAGUUCAGUCUUCCGCCAGCGACAAAAU
Jaminaea rosea is the source of this 2111-nucleotide messenger RNA. RefSeq lists its product as hypothetical. Lineage: Eukaryota; Fungi; Basidiomycota; Exobasidiomycetes; Microstromatales. The transcript is spliced from 2 exons. The record is from RefSeq and is a predicted model, not a curated record. Gene Ontology annotation, biological process: lipid metabolic process. Bases 15 to 1877 code for a protein of 620 amino acids.